Molecule: messenger RNA, 1985 nt
Organism: Metopolophium dirhodum (rose-grain aphid)
Lineage: Eukaryota; Metazoa; Arthropoda; Insecta; Hemiptera; Aphididae
Gene: spz3
Product: protein spaetzle 3
Exons: 6
Coding region: 442-1671 (409 amino acids)
Biological process (GO): central nervous system formation; regulation of Toll signaling pathway; innate immune response
Cellular component (GO): extracellular region
Molecular function (GO): Toll binding; growth factor activity
Source: RefSeq, a predicted model, not a curated record
GGCACGCACGCCAAGUCCAGCCGCCUAUUGCAUAAUUCCGCCAUGGCGUGGUCGCCGCCAAGAGAACGAGCCGUCGCACGCGACAGGUGGUGGCGCGUCGCCGUCGCGCAUUUCAUCGAUUCAUUCGCUCGGCGUGUCCAGACGUGCGCGGUGCUCUGUCCACAGACGGGCCACUCUCGUCCGAAUAAGACAUAGUACGUGUUGGUAUUUUACCGUCGUCGUCGUCGUCGUCGUCGUCGAGUAGUCGUAUUUUUUUUUUCAAUAUUGACGAUCCCGAAACGGCUGCCGUCUGUUAUUGUCGCGUUUUAUAAUUUUCGCCGUCCACCAUGCGAAAUCCGCCACCGCCGAUAGUAUUAUAAUAUUAUUGUUGUUCGCAUACCGCGGUUACCGCACGCCCGCGAUAUCAAACGGCGGCAACCGCGUGAGACGACCGGAAAAAAAAUGAUCAGUUCGUACCAGAACUUCAGCGGCGCCGCCGCCGCCACCGCCGCGUACAACCCGAUGGCAUACAGCCACCACGCCGGCCACGGACAACACAUUCAGUCCAUGUACGGCAGCGCCGUGGCCGCGGCCGCGCACCAGGCCGCCUACAACGCUGGCCAGCAGCCGGUGGCCUACAACGCCGGCCAGAAGCCUGUGGCCUACAACGCCGGCCAGCAACCGGUGGCCUACCACCCAGCGGAUUACGGGUCGCCGGUGCCGCCGCCACAGCAGUCCAGGUACUACGAAUCGCCCAACAGGCCGCCGAUGACCACGCCGGAACCGCCGAACCGCAAGAAACCAGUUCCGCAACAGCCGCCCGUCCAGUUCACCAGAGUCCAAGGCGGAGUGCCCGGAGGCAAGACUUCGCUGCACGCGGUGCUGGACUACGACGCCGACGACGACGACGAAGAGGAUUCGGUUGAUUACUACGACGAAGCGUACGGUCACGGCGGCGGAGUGACGCCCAUCCAGGGUCCAAUAUUUUUGAGGAAUGGUUCUGUGCCGGUCGUGCCGUUGUACGGUUACCAGAAAGUGAGCAACGGAUCUCUGCUGCAGAUACCGGUAUUUUGGACCGCUCUUUCGUUUGCCUUAGGAUAUGAAAUUGGAGGAGAUGUGAUCCGUGGAACUCCGUGUAUUAAAAGAAAUCACCAAUUGUUUUGUCCGACAGCAGGAAAAAGUUACCCAGUAGACCGAAUCGACAGAUUUAUCGAUGAAAAUAAAGCGCUCAUGAAACGAAUGUACGGCGAUUUCGAAAUGAUGGAGAACGGGCCGUUCCCCAAGGCAAAGAGAUCGACAGCCCGGAAAAGAAGACAGGACUCUAGUUUUUCGGACGAUCAAUCGAAACCCAAUAAGCUUCCGACCAGAGGCCAGCCCGCAGAUUCCGGAAGGGUAGACUCUUGCGAAUCUAAAGUAGAAGUGGUCACUCCGUAUUGGGCUUCGAACAGCGUGGGUAAGACCAGAGCGAUCGUUAACACCGAACACUUCGAACAAGCUAUUCAUCAAGAAGUCUGCACUAAGACGCUGACGGGACGCUGUUCGGGGGACUGUGGAUGCGAACAAAAGUAUAAAUGGCACAGGCUGUUGGCGUACGAUCCCGACAAUGACUGCAAAGGGAUAUUCAUGGAUUGGUUUUUAUUCCCGUCUUGCUGUGUGUGUCGAUGCGAUUCGGCAACCCCGAACAAUGUUUAGCGAAGAUCAUCAUCGUUCGUGCACGUCAACUUUGUGCUUAUUAUAUUAUAUUAUAUAAAUAUAUUACAUAUAGAUAUAUAUUUAUUAUCCUUUAGUAUAACUGUUUAUAUAGGAAUAAUAGUUAAUACCUAUGCUUAUAUUAUAAUAUUUCGUAUACAUAUAUUUAUAUAUUCAGUGCCUAUUUAAGAUAAUAUGCCUAUCCACGUACGUCUGUGUAAUAUUGUCACUCACGCGUGUUUAAGAUAUUUAUUGUGUUUGGUCUUGGAAAUAAUCCUCUUAUGAAUAAUAAAUUAUAAACAUUUAAAUUCAUAAUA